Medicago truncatula (barrel medic) is the source of this 1919-nucleotide messenger RNA. Its product is annotated as S-adenosylmethionine carrier 1, chloroplastic/mitochondrial. The transcript is spliced from 12 exons. The record is from RefSeq and is a predicted model, not a curated record. Bases 141 to 1088 code for a protein of 315 amino acids. Lineage: Eukaryota; Viridiplantae; Streptophyta; Magnoliopsida; Fabales; Fabaceae.
UUAUUUAACAUCUGCGCGUGCAAAUAAACCCAAAGAAACCUUGCAAAAACCUCGUUGUUUGAAGCUUGUGCAAAUUGUCACUGUGUUGUCAGAGAAAUCUUGGUUCGUUAGAUCAAAUAUUUGAUCUUUGCACAUUUUCCAUGAGCUCCAAAGCUCCCCAAACUGAUUCAAUUGAUGCAUUGAGCUUUAAAAUGGCUUCUCAUAAGGAUCAUGAUAAUAAGUUCUACAUGUCUAUCAGUCAAGGAGAGGAUAACCACCCAUUUGACUAUUUUCGUGCUCUGUAUGAGGGUUGCAUUGCUGGAGGUGUUGCUGGUGUUGCUGUAGAAGCAGCUUUAUACCCCAUUGAUACCAUCAAAACUCGACUGCAGGUUGCUCGUGCUGGAGUAAAUAUUGCUUUCAAGGGUUUGUAUUCUGGAUUGGCUGCAAAUCUUGCUGGUGUGUUACCAGCUUCUGCGAUUUUUAUUGGUGUGUACGAACCAACAAAGCAUAAAUUGCUGAAGAUCUUCCCUGAGAAUCUAAGCGCUUUGGCUCAUAUUGCUGCAGGUACUAUUGGAGGAGCCGCUUCUUCUCUUGUUCGUGUUCCAACUGAGGUUGUUAAGCAAAGGAUACAAAUUGGUCAAUUCAAAUCAGCCCCUGAUGCUGUCCGUCUUAUCAUUGCUAAUGAGGGUUUUAAAGGUCUUUAUGCGGGAUAUAGAUCUUUCUUAUUGAGAGAUUUACCAUUUGAUGCUUUAGAAUUAUGCAUCUAUGAACAGCUCCGUAUCGGGUAUAAACUAGCGGCAAAAAGAGAUCUGAAUGAUCCAGAGAAUGCUAUGCUUGGGGCAUUUGCUGGUGCCAUAACUGGAGCAGUUACGACUCCUCUUGAUGUAGUAAAAACCAGAUUAAUGGUUCAGGGAACACAAAAACAUUACAAAGGCAUUUAUGAUUGUGUGAGGACAAUAGUUAAAGAAGAAGGAGCUAAUGCUCUUUUUAAGGGUAUUGGGCCAAGAGUGGUGUGGAUAGGAAUAGGUGGUUCAAUAUUUUUUGGUGUUCUUGAGAAGACAAAGAAAAUUCUUGCUCAGAAGCACCCUCCAAAUGAUGCUCAGGAGUGAGCUUUUUCAAGGCAAGAUUAAGCUGAUGAUGUUGCAAUGCAUCUUAAUCUUUUUAUGAUUGCAUGAAGCCACUUUGUUCAGCUUCUCUCUCCUUCAUCCCUAAAUGAAAACUGCCGUUUACACUAAAUGAUUUGCCAUCACACACAUGGAAAUGACCAAAAUACCGCAACGGUAGUUAACUACUAUUCGCUCCAUGAGAGAAAAUUAAGCAGCGAACAUUAGUUAACUACAGGUGGGGUAUUGAAUGUCAUUUCCAUGUGUUUUUAGCAACCUUUGAAGUGGGAAAAGCAAUCAUCUCUCUAAAUUGUUGCAUUGGGCCUGCAAGGAUUCAGUUUAGCCUAUUGAUGCCUCAAUUGAAAGUUGGGCUGCAAUCAUAAAGCCUGAAUGAAAUUUGGGCCGGCUGGAGCUUUCUCUGAAAGACUGAUAAUGAUAAAGCACAUGCUGUCACAAAUGUAAAUUUAUUUAUUUUUCUCUAAUCCUUUCUAGAAAAUGAUUUAUUUCCCAUUCAAACACCAAAUGGGGGCAAGAGAACAUGGAUUGGAAGAAGAAAAUGGAAACUCAGAACUUAGGUUCGUUUACUUUCCAUCUAUCAUGUUUUAUUUUCACUUCAGCUAAUAAACAUAAGAGAAUAUUGAUCUAAUAUUCUUCUCAAUGACAACUCAUGAGUUUGUUGAUGAUUAUGUGACCCACUUGGGUUGGCCUGGUGGUAUUGACCUGGGACCUGGGAGUGUGCUCCUCCACGAGGUCUCAGAUUUGAUUCUCUCUAGUGCCAAUUUAGGUAGGCUAAUUUAGCUUCUUCCAAAAAAUAAAAAAAGACUAUUUCCUGUGGUA